AUGUUUUCAGCACCGCACACCUUCACACCAGACAGCGAAUUCGCUGAGCAGGAAACCCCUCGCGGGCUGAACACUAGUUGUCUCUCCAUCACUGCCCUUGCUCGCUUCGAGUUCGAGGCAGGCAAAGGCAAUGAGGGCACCAAGAUCUUGAUGAUCGAGUGGGAGGAUGACGACCUAAACCGAUCUGUAGUAGAGGGGUCAUGGCACGUUUCGUGGACUGGAAAGACAACGGUCAUCCCUGCCGAUGAUCGACCAAGUGACAGCCUCCGCCGCUUUUACUUCCUUCUCCCGCCCAACGUCACCAUCCCGCCUGUCGUUACCUUAUCCUACGAGCCACGCCCCACGUCCCAGACCGACGACAUCCCAUAUGUCCCCAGAUCCGGACGUGAUAGCUUCCAGCUGAAUCCCCUGCCCGCCAUUUUCCCGCCAGAGCUUGGCGCGACGGGUCGUGCGGCUGGCAAGAAAGGAGUCUUGCAUACAAUCUGGGCAAAGAAGCGCCUGCGCGUCCUUGAUCGCGAGAUUGAAGAGGAAUGCCUCAACAAUGCCGAGGGAGUCGCCCUGCACAUGGCCGUGCAAGAGAAGGAAUGGAUCGAGACAAACUUUGGAGUCAUCAUUCGCGGCGGUGAAGUUGUUUCAACUAGCCAGGACAAUUCGACCACAUCUCUCCACCCCACGGGCCCUGCGACGCCAGUAUCCCCUGUGACUGGGAGAAAGCUAAGCGAUAAGCUGAAGGGAUUGAAGUUGCAGACAAGUGAGAAGGACUUGGUAGGAUCAGGAAACGACAGCUCGGGCCCGAACACGGCGCACCUUCUGUCGCCGCAAUCUCCUGAUGUCGCCGUGUCGUCAUUCAGCUCCUUCGGCAAUGUUUCAAAUAAGGAGGAAGCUUUCAUUCCAACACCAGUCACCAACCCCUCCACGACACCAAGCACCCAGACAGAUCUAACUGGUGUUGAGGGGCUGAAAACCGUUGCGCUUUUCCCUCCUUCGUCCCUGAAAGCAGCCCAGCAAGACGUUGAACACAGCGGAUUCGCUUCCAUGCACACCAUGGACUCGUUCCCUCCUCUUGUCCGUACUAGUAGUGCGGACUCAGAUGAUCUCUUCGCCAAGGCACUGAGUCCUCGCUCACCAGAUCUGCCCCGGAGCCCUUUCUCAUUCCGUUAA
Penicillium verhagenii is the source of this 1161-nucleotide messenger RNA. RefSeq lists its product as uncharacterized. Lineage: Eukaryota; Fungi; Ascomycota; Eurotiomycetes; Eurotiales; Aspergillaceae. The record is from RefSeq and is a predicted model, not a curated record. Bases 1 to 1161 code for a protein of 386 amino acids. The transcript is spliced from 2 exons.